AUGGGCGCAGAAGCGAUAGGGAAUGCGAACUCUGAUGAUGAUUCGCGAAGAAGGAUCCUAAGUCAUGCAUGUCGUAUAUACAUUCUUUCUGAAAAACUUCCCAAAGAGGAGUGGCAUCGCUUGCUUUCCUUGGCAGGCUCCCUGGGCGCCGCAGUUUGUGAUGAUCGUCGUGAUGCCAACAUUCUGCUGACCGACAUUCGAGCUCCCAAGCGCAUUGAGAGGCAUACGAGCGAGGAGGAGCGGGCCACGAAAGCCAUUGUUAAUGUAGCAUGGCUCGAUACUUGUGCCAAACAGAGAGUAUGCGUGGAUAUGGAGGCGUACCGUGCGUACGGUCUGAUUGAUGGCCGCGAAACCGACUCGCUCGACCUGGAUGCUACGCCCACGCCUCCUUCGUCGCGUGAAGGCUCUACAGAGCCCACCGACUCGGCAAGUCGUCCCAUGAACAUGUCGGACUGGGUCAAUUCCGAGUUUGCUGUAUUCCGCCGUACACCUCUUGUUAGUGAAUUUAACCAACCAUUAGUGGACGAACUUCAAGUUUUACGCGAGCAUCGACGACUCACAGGUGAUGCUACGAGUGAGAUGGCCUAUAUGCGGGCAGCCUCUGCUGUGAAAGCGUACCCAUUGCCGCUUCGUGAUGUCAGUGAAGAGAAGUUACGGACCAUCAAGGGAAUUGGCGCCAAAGUGGCUACUCUUAUACGACAAUUCUAUGACGAAGGUGGAAUUGCGGAAGUGUGUGUUAUUCGCCAUGAUCAGGCCAUACAGACCCAGCUACAAUUUAUGAUGCUCUAUGGCAUUGGGCCGCGAACGGCACAGCGUGCGUAUCAAGAAGGAUGCCGUACACUGGAAGAUGUGACGCGACGCCAACAUACCCACUUGUCGUCACAAUUAGGACCUGCUGCAAGCUUGGCACUCUUACCGGAUUUAUCGCAGCGUAUAUCGCAUUAUGAAGUGCAGUGGAUCACCGAAGAGGUGUGUGACUUGGCCUGUCUAACCCAGAUUAUGCAAGAUAUGCGUGGUUAUCUACCAGAUGCCAGGCAUACUAUCUGCGGGAGUGUACGCCGUGGAAAAGAAGAGGUCGGCGAUAUUGAUCUUGUUAUAACGUCAGAGGCCGAGCCUGACAAUCACUCUUUCAUCUUGGAGAAGCUGCUGUCAAAAUGGCGUGAGGAUGAGCGUCUGACACACACGAUCUCUGUCACGCAGCCCGAGUCACAUGGACGUGUGCAUGUGGCAGAGAUUGUGUAUGUGUCGCACUAUCAUCCUCAACCUGUGCACCGCCGCGUGGACUUGGUCUUCGUGGCACAAGCCCAGUAUGGUGCUGCUAUUUUGGCAUGGACAGGUAGCAUCACCUAUGAACGUGAUCUGCGCCGCUGGGCACGGGCGCGUGGCUACAUGUUUUCACACAUGGGAUUGGUCCAUCUAGAUACAAUGCAACUCGAGCCUACACCAACAGAGGCGAGUGUGUUUGAGUUGCUAGGCCUACCAGCCAUACCACCCACACUGCGGAAUGCCGACUGA
Molecule: messenger RNA, 1515 nt
Organism: Malassezia pachydermatis
Lineage: Eukaryota; Fungi; Basidiomycota; Malasseziomycetes; Malasseziales; Malasseziaceae
Product: dna polymerase mu
Exons: 5
Coding region: 1-1515 (504 amino acids)
Biological process (GO): double-strand break repair via nonhomologous end joining
Cellular component (GO): nucleus
Molecular function (GO): DNA-directed DNA polymerase activity; DNA binding
Source: RefSeq, a predicted model, not a curated record